Molecule: messenger RNA, 459 nt
Organism: Monoraphidium neglectum
Lineage: Eukaryota; Viridiplantae; Chlorophyta; Chlorophyceae; Sphaeropleales; Selenastraceae
Exons: 4
Coding region: 1-459 (152 amino acids)
Biological process (GO): L-valine biosynthetic process
Cellular component (GO): cytosol
Molecular function (GO): acetolactate synthase activity; acetolactate synthase regulator activity
Source: RefSeq, a predicted model, not a curated record
AUGGUGUUUGCGCGCCGCAGCUACAACGUGCAGUCGCUGGCGGUGGGCCCCGCGGAGACGCCGGGGGACAGCCGCAUCACCACGGUCGUGCCGGGCACGUCCAACGGCAUCCGCACACUCAUAAAGCACGUCAAGAAGCUGGUCAACGUCAAGGCGUGCGAGGACAUCACAUCCAAGCCCUAUGUGGCGCGGGAGCUGAUGCUGGUCAAGGUGCGCUGCGCCCCCAGCCAGCGCGGCGAGCUGCGGCACCUGUGCGAGAUCUUCCGCAUGGCGGUUAUCGACGUGGGGCCCACCACCAUGACCCUGGAGGCCCAGGGGCGCGAGGACAAGAUGAGGGCCAUAGUCGACCUCCUGGAGCCCUAUGGCGUGCUGGAGGCCGCGCGCACCGGGCGCAUCGCGCUGGCGCGCGAGAGUGGCGUCGACACGCAGUACCUGGAGUCUAUGAAGGUGGGGGUGUGA